This is a messenger RNA of Corythoichthys intestinalis (scribbled pipefish), 2989 nucleotides long. RefSeq names its product annexin A2b (gene anxa2b). The coding region runs from base 1597 to 2613 and encodes 338 amino acids. Gene Ontology annotation, molecular function: phospholipase A2 inhibitor activity; protease binding; cadherin binding involved in cell-cell adhesion. The record is from RefSeq and is a predicted model, not a curated record. Gene Ontology annotation, cellular component: plasma membrane; vesicle; nucleus. The transcript has 14 exons. Lineage: Eukaryota; Metazoa; Chordata; Actinopteri; Syngnathiformes; Syngnathidae.
AGUCAAUGCGGAUUGUAACGUGUGAUAGUGCUAAGCUAACUCUUUCGGUGUUUUAGAAAGAAAAUAUGGGUGCUUAUUGUUGCGUUACCGGGUGCAACAGCGUCUCCUACGACAAAAAAGGGGUUAGGAAAAAUGGACUCACUUUUCACCGUUUUCCUGCAUGGAGGACCAAAUAUCAGAUCACGAAGGUACGACGGAUGGCUGGAUUGCAGCGGUUCGUCGGAAAAGCAUUUCUUAUGAUCAUAUUUCUGCUGGAAUGAGAGUGUAUUCCCCUCAUCUCUACUCUUGAAAACCUGCAUAUGAAAUGCUGACAACACAUCCCGAUUGGUCACCAUAUCUCUUCUUGGGUUAUUCUGAGGUCAAGCGCACCACAUCGGAGCGUUGAGAGGUUGGAAAGGCGAAGAGUGCACGCUGAAACUUCAGUUUGCUCUGCUCUUACAAACACGAUCCCAAGUGUUAUGAAAAGUCAAUAAAAUAUGAAUACCAAAACAUGACUUGAACAACUUCUUGACAAACUGUAACUGCUUGUUGUUUACUUCAGGUCUUCAUAAUAAACAGGUGUAAUAAUUACAAAGUCAGGUGACUUAAUUUUGUUAUUCUAUUUGGAAUAUGCAUUGACAAUUUUUGGACAGUGUUGUAGACAAGAACUGGGACUGAUAAGUUGCAAUAGAUUUAUUUCAAGUAAUGCAAUUUCUCCAAUACGAUAUUUGAAUUGACAGUUUAAAAUCUUUAAAUUAGUGCAAACAAGGCCCACCCUCUGACGGUGGCAGCAAAUAUUAUAUAAGUAAUACACAAAUACAAGAUCACAAUAAACGUGUCUUUGUCAAAGCAGUUUAAAACACUAUUUACUGGCCUUGGGUAAAUUGCCAGACAGGAUAAAUAUGUGCUUUAAAGUUCUUGCAUUUCCAUUUUAAGUAUUGCAAGUACUAGUCUCCAACACAGUAUUUGAACUGACAGUUUAAAAUCAUUUUAGUACAAAAUGGCCCACACUCUGGCAGGGGGCAGCAAAUAUUAUAAUACAUAAUACAUUAUAAAAAGCUAUAUACUAUAUAAAUACAAGAUCACAACAAAACCUGUAUUUUUCAAAGCAGUUAAAAAACAUCCAGUGGCCUUAGGUAAAUAAAGGUGUAUAAAUAUGUACUUUACAGUUCUUGCAUUUCUAUUUUAGGUAUUGCAACUUUUCCAACACUAUUUGAAUUGACAGUCUGAAGUCUACAUAAGUGCAAAUAAGAAUAUUAUAAUUUAAAAAUAAUAAUAGAAUAUAUAAAUUCAACAUUACAAUGAAAGGUGUCUUUGUCAAAGUGGUUAAAAAAAAAAAAAAAAAAGUCACUGGCCAUAGUUAAAUAGCCAGGCAGAAUAAAUAUGUGCAUUAAAGUUCUUGCAUUUUCACAAGUUAAAAGCCCGCAGUUCAUCGACGAGAAGGGCAGACCCAGAUGGCGUCUGCUGCAGGGGCUUGUUUGAGUCCGACACAGGACAAAUGGAACCACUCCAUUGAACAAAUUUUCUUUGUCAAAUGAUCCAAGAAGAGAGAUGGUGACCAAUCGGGAUGUGUUGUCAGCAGGAUACCUAGGAACACAACAGGCUUGACUCAACAAGAUGGCGCUCGUGUCAGAGUUCCUGGGUCAGCUGACGCUGGCGUACGGCGAGGAGCCCGAGCCGAUGUAUCCCACUGUGACGGCCGUCCGAGACUUUGACCCGAUCGGCGACGCCGCACGACUGGAUGCAGCACUCAGGACCAAAGGUGUGGACGAGCAAAGUGUCAUCGACAUUCUGACGCGAAGGUCCUUCGAGCAGCGGCGAGAGAUCGCCUUCGAGUAUGAACGCCUCGCCAAGAAGGACCUCCAGACAGCACUGAAGGGGGCGCUGUCAGGAUCUUUGGAAGCAUUGAUGCUGGGACUGAUGAAAAGCCCUACCCACUACAGCGCCCUGGAGCUCAAAGCUGCUGUCAAGGGUCUGGGAACCGACGAGGAGACGCUGAUCGAGAUCGUCUGUUCCCGAAACCGCCAAGAAAUGAAUGAUAUCCAAAAAGCCUACCGAGAACUGUUUAAGAAAGAGCUGGAGAAAGACAUAGCAGGAGACACGUCGGGAGAUUUCGCAAAGCUGCUGCUCGCUCUCGUCCAGACCGAACGAGACCGACCUUCCAACGUGGUGGACUACGAGAAGAUUAACCACGACGCCAAAAGCCUCUACGAUGCUGGCGUCAACCGCAAAGGAACCGACGUGGACGUGUGGAUCUCCAUCCUGACACAAAGGAGCGCCGCCCACCUACAGAGAGUUUUUGACCGCUACAACAGCUAUAGUCCAUACGACCUGAAGGAGAGCAUCCGAAAGGAGGUCAAAGGCGACCUGGAAAAGUCUUUCCUGACUCUUGUGGAGUGUUUAGAAAACAAGCAGGCGUACUUCGCCGACAGACUCAAUGAGGCCAUGAAGGGCAAAAGCGCCAAGGAGAAAGUCCUUACUCGUAUCCUAGUGUCUCGAUGCCAAGUGGACCUGAUGAAGAUCAGACGGGAGUUCAAGAAGCGACACGGCCGCUCGCUCUACCGCGCCAUCAGUGAGCACACCAAGGGCGACUACCAGAAGGCAUUGCUCAGUUUGUGCGGAGGUGACGACUGAGUUCGCCGGACUUCAUGUGACACUCGUCUCCUGUGAAACACUCCGCAAGUCAAAAACAGCUUUCUGCUGCUUAAUGUGACCACAAGAGGCUGGUAGCGAGGUCCUCGAAGGACAUUUGCUUCACUUACUCAUUCAUGUGCCAUAAACUAAUGAACCAGAAAUAAUUGUUCUUGUCCAUUCAUGCGCGUGACUGCGAUGGCUUCACCUGACCAUGUGCUGCAUAAAUAUUGUAUAUUCACUGUUGUGUUCUGCAUACAGAACAGAAAAAUCAAUGCACCGCACUUGUUUUUCUCCUAUUUCGAACAAAUAAAAGAGCUCUCCUGUGAGCGCCAGCCAUGGGCCUGCUUGUCUUGAAUGUCUUGCCUCCUCCGUCUUU